Messenger RNA from Mesorhabditis spiculigera, 558 nucleotides. The record is from the annotation of a GenBank genome assembly. NCBI's taxonomy places the organism in Eukaryota, Metazoa, Nematoda, Chromadorea, Rhabditida, Rhabditidae.
AUGCAACAAAUCGCCGUCGGCGACGAGUUCGACAAGACGCAGUGGGAGAACACGGAAUGGAAGGAGGACCACCGGAAAUGGGUGGCAGGGGAGAAGAGCAAGAGCAAGAGCUUGCCCCUCGAAGCGCCUCCGGAAGCGGCGGCUGCCGGCGACGUCCCCGGCGAGGUCUUCCAGCAGCAGCGCGACCGCGGCGCGUACCUCAAGGAUACGCCCUGGAUCUCGUUCGCCUUCUUCUUCGUUGAAGCGAGUCUAAUCGCCGGCUGGGUGUCUGUGGCGUCGGCGCUGGACUGUGCCCCCGACCAUUCUGUCGCCCUGUCCGCCUUCAACGCCAUCGUCAUGUUCAUCUCGAUCAUGCUGCUCUUCGGCUUGAUGUUCUUCGCGCUGCAGUGGUUGCGGGUGUGCCUGGCGGUGGCGCUGAUCGUGCAGCACGCGCUCGUCUGGUCCAACCCGACCCGGCUGACCGUUGUCAUUGUGCUCGCCUCGGUCCAGUUCCUCCUGACCGUCCUCCAGACGCUCUACUCGUUCAACAAGCGCUUCACGCUGGCCGAUUGCAGGGAC